AUGGCUCCUCUCGAGUUCAGCAUCGACCGGCUCCCGACAGACCUGUUCAUCGACAAUGAAUUUGUCCCUGCCCGGUCUGGCAAGACAUUGUCUGUUUUCAACCCGAAAGACGGAUCGCUCGUGUCGGACAAAGUGUCCGUGGCUGGUCCGGAGGACGUCGAUGUAGCGGUGGCAGCGGCGGAGAAGGCACUCCCCGCGUGGAAGCGAUUGAAGGCGGUCCAGAGACGAGACCUGAUGCUGAAAUUGGCGGAUCUGAUUGAAGAAAACAUCGAGGUCCUGGGUGAAUUGACGCGAAUCACUCUGGGAGCGCCGUUUGAGACCUGGGGGAAGCACGAGAUUCUGAUCGCAGUCGAGACUUUCCGGUACUACGCAGGCUGGGUCGACAAGCUUGCCGGAGAGACAUACCCGCAAGAAGACGGGUUUCUCAAGAUCGUCCGCAAUGAGCCCCUGGGCGUCGUGGCCGGCAUCGUCCCCUGGAACGGGCCCAUUGGGUCCAUCGGCAUGAAGGCAGCGCCUGCUCUGGCGGUCGGCAACUGUUUCAUUCUGAAACCCUCGGAGAAGACUCCGCUGGGAUCACUCGCCAUAGGCGCCCUCAUCCAGCAGGCUGGGUUUCCUCCCGGGGUCUUCCAGAUCCUGUCUGGGGACGGCUCGACGGGCGCCCUGCUCGCCAGCCACAUGCGCGUGCGCAAAGUCAGCUUCACGGGCUCGGUGUCUACGGGGAAGAAGAUCCAGGAGCUGGCCGCCAAGAGUAACUUGAAAAGAGUCACCUUGGAGCUCGGCGGGAAGUCACCCGUCGUCAUCUUCAAUGACUGCGACGUGAAGAACGCCUUGGAGUGGGCGGUCAGAUCCAUCACGGCAAAUACCGGCCAGGUCUGUUUCGCGGGAUCGAGAGUCUACGUCCAAGAAGGUCUCUACGAAAGCUUCCUCAAGCAGUACAAGGAGGCGAUCGAGGCGCGCGCCAAAGUCAUGGGCGAUCCGGAUGAUCCCAAGACCGAGCUCGGCCCGCUCAUUGACGAAGCACAGUUCCAGCGCGUGUCUGGCUUCAUAGAGCGGGGGCAAAAGGACGAAGGACAGAUACUGACCGGCGGCAAGAGGAUCGGAGACAAGGGAUACUUCCUCGAACCCACCGUCUUCACCAACGUCAAGUCGGAUGCCGAGAUCUACAGGGAGGAGAUUUUCGGCCCCGUCGCCGUGAUCAACAGCUUCAAGACGGAAGAGGAUAUAAUCGAGUUGUCCAACGACACCGAGUUCGGGCUGAUGGCCGGCGUCUUCACACAGGACAUCAACAAGGCGUUGAGGGUGGCUUCGGAGUUCGAUGCUGGCACGGUCGGGAUCAAUUGUGUGAGCCUGUUCGCCAUGACGGCCCCGUUUGGAGGCUCCAAGCAGAGCGGAAUUGGCAGGGAACUGGGACUGGCUGGGUUAAGGGCGUUUACGGAGCCCAAGACCAUCCUCGUCAACAUGAAUUACUGA
Molecule: messenger RNA, 1470 nt
Organism: Fonsecaea nubica
Lineage: Eukaryota; Fungi; Ascomycota; Eurotiomycetes; Chaetothyriales; Herpotrichiellaceae
Exons: 3
Coding region: 1-1470 (489 amino acids)
Molecular function (GO): aldehyde dehydrogenase (NAD+) activity
Source: RefSeq, a predicted model, not a curated record